CGGGCUGCGCGCUGCGGCGGGGAGGCUGAGGGCGCGGAUCCGGAGCGGCAGGAGGCGGAGGGGGGGCCGCGCUCCCCCCGGGAAGAUGGGGAACUGCCUCAAGUCCCCCACCUCGGAUGACAUCUCGCUGCUCCACGAGUCCCAGUCGGACAGAGCUAGCUACGGAGACGGGGCUGAGCCGGAUCAGGAGCCGCCGCCGCCAUAUCAGGAGCAGGUGCCCGUCCCUGUGUAUCACCCCACGCCCAGCCAGACGCGGCUGGCCACGCAGCUGACGGAGGAGGAGCAGAUCCGCAUCGCGCAGCGCAUCGGCCUCAUCCAGCACCUGCCCAAGGGCGUCUACGACCCCGGCAGGGACGGCUCCGAGAAGAAGAUCCGAGAAUGUGUCAUUUGUAUGAUGGACUUUGUUUAUGGGGACCCUAUCCGAUUUCUGCCGUGCAUGCACAUUUACCACCUGGACUGUAUAGAUGACUGGUUGAUGAGAUCCUUUACCUGUCCAUCCUGCAUGGAGCCAGUGGAUGCAGCACUGCUUUCAUCAUAUGAGACUAACUGAGCCAGGGUUUCUCUACUGAACCUUCGAGGAGACCAUCCACUUCAAUGGGUUUGAUCCUUUUGUCAUUCAGCCCAAAGAGCCAGGAAUUAGGAAUUAAGAUCAUGCACAAAGUAUACAUUUCCUAAUAAAUAAAAAAAAAUAUUCCUGAAUGGCUGCAAAUAUUGGAAAACAUAGUAUUUUAGAGACUAUAGAAAAGUAGGUUGUUAUUUUUAAUGUAAAGCCUUGACCCACCAUUGUCUUUUAAUGUUUGUUCUUACACCCAUAUAUAGGAAUUGUGUAAAGUGUUACAGCAACUGUAAAUGUUUAAACUGCGUGUAUCCAAUUUUAUUAGCAGCAAGAUAAGAGUAUUUUUUUCCUAAAUAAAGUAACCAGUUUUGUUCUGAUUCUUUUCACAAGUCCUGGCAUUUGGGUCAAGGCUUUAUUGAAAUCUACAUUUUAUAACACUGGCACAAAGAAAUAGUUUUAAGCUUGUUUGCACAGUUCUUUUUCUUUUUCUUUUUUUUUUUUUUCCAUUGGAGAUGGAAUUCAUUGCCUUAGGUCUUUUUAAUAGUGUAUUGUUAUUGUUGGGCUGGCUCUAUGCUUGAAAACCAGUUUAUUUAUAACCUGUUAAAAGUGCUAUAUUUUGUUUGCAGUUAGGAAUAUGCAGACUUCAAAGUGAUCUCCUAGCUUAUAAGCAAACUGAGAUGCAUUAUCCCUUUUCUACAAGUGAUGCAGAUUAUGAAGAUAUGACACAAGUCCUGCAGUGAAACUCUGGUUUCAUGGGGGUUUUUUUAUAACUUCCUUCGGUUUUGAUGAAAUAACAGUCCUUAAACUUUGUGACCUUUAACUUGAUCAGAUUAAAAGUGGGCCAGAUGAACAAUAAAUAGUUAAGCUGCCAUAACUGAAAAAGAAAAUAUUUGGAACUAAUCUAGUGUUAGCAUUGAUCACUUAUUCUGUUUUUUUUUCUCCCUACAAUGGUUGUCUUGGAUAAUAGCAAAUGGAUACUGCAUCUCUCGUUCUUGUAGUUCUUAGGUUAUCAGAAGUUAAGAAUAAACAUACUGUAUCUCA
This is a messenger RNA of Melospiza melodia melodia, 1597 nucleotides long. It is a transcript of the gene RNF11, whose product is annotated as ring finger protein 11. The record is from RefSeq and is a predicted model, not a curated record. Gene Ontology annotation, biological process: ubiquitin-dependent protein catabolic process. NCBI's taxonomy places the organism in Eukaryota, Metazoa, Chordata, Aves, Passeriformes, Passerellidae. The transcript is spliced from 3 exons. The coding region runs from base 86 to 550 and encodes 154 amino acids. Gene Ontology annotation, cellular component: ubiquitin ligase complex. Gene Ontology annotation, molecular function: ubiquitin protein ligase activity.